GACAGAGCAGAAUAGAUCUACACACAGAAUGGCCAAAACCUUCUUACCAGCUCUACUGCUCUAUGGAUUGAGUUUGGUCUCUGUGUUGGUUUCUCAGUGUCAGACUAUGGAGGUACGUACUGGGGAUACCAUCACCUUGCAGUGCUCCAAUGUUACAACGGCUGUGGGACACACCGCAUGGUUCAAGCAAGUCAACGGAUCAGAGCCUGUGUGCAUCUCGUCUAUGUACGGCUUUAACUCAACACCUUAUCUCCACAAUAGUUUUCAAAGGAGCCAUUUUGAAAUGUUCAGCAACACCACCACUGUCUUUCUCACAAUUACAAAAGUGGAAAUAGGUGACUGUGGUCUGUAUUUCUGUGGAUUGUAUCCAUAUAGCCACAUGUUCUUUGUCAACGCAACAUAUCUAAAAAUUCAAGGGCACAACGGAGGUGGGAAAAUACUAGAGUCAUCGACAAAAAGCACUGCCGAAGCAAAACCAAAACACUGUGAUGGAACUAUCAGUUUAGUAGGAGAGGAUGAUGAUGGAACGACGUACCUCCCUUCCCUGGUUGUGAUCCUGGGUGUUGUGACUGCUGUUCUACUGAUAGUCAUCCUCAUCCUGGUCCUCAAGAUCAGACGAGACACAAAAACACACAACACAGGUAUCGAGGCUCAACUGCAGCCACAAAAUAGCCAGGAUCAGGACCCAGAGUCUCUGAACUACUCAGGACUGAGUUUCCGUCAGAAGAAGAGAGCUGAAGGUCAAAUGAUGGAGAUGGAGACAAAUGUUGUUUAUGCUGCCACAAGAUAAUUGUCAAAUGUUUUAAUGUUGAUAUCAGUGUACUGUAGCACUGAUAAAGAACUGAUGUAAUACAUUGAAUAGUAGUAGUCAAAAAUCCCCUUGUGACAGCCAUCGUGAUUGAGUGCUGAGGUAGAGGAGGGGCCAGUGAGGAACGCAUCACUUCCUGUGUUGUGAGUGACAGGAAGGAGCAGCUCAGUGUUGAGUGAGACCUGCUGAGGUGAACAUCACUGGGCCUAUCAUAGUCUUGACAGAAAGAUAGUGUAAUAUUAUUAUAAUAUUCUUUUUACUGAUAACCAAUAUUUUACUACUUUUUGAUAUUAAAGAUGGGCCCUGGGCGUGUAUCUCUAAUUCUGUGUAAUAAGAUUUAGGAUGCAAACAGCAACAAAAUGAGGGGCACUAGUUGAAUGUGUAUGAUAAUGGUAACACUGAUAUGCCUUGUUAUUUUCCACUGAGAUAAAGUCUUCUCUCUCUCUCUCUCUCUCUCUCUCUCUCUCUCUCUGAUGAAGACGAGCAACAUGCACCACAGGAAGACUGGCCUGGAGCUCUCUCUCUCUCUCUCGCUCUCUCUCUCUCUCUCUCUCUCUCUCUCUCUCUCUCCUCUCUCUCUCUCUCUCUCUCUCUCUCUCUCUCUCUCUCUCUCUCACCACACAAUCUCUUAUCAGCAUUCAGGCCCCACAUCAAUUUCCAUUCCUACCGCUAGACUGAAAAUACCUGACCAAAACCAAACUACUCCAGGCUCUAGACUAGAGAGUUGUGCACAAUGUGUGAAGUGUACAAUGACAAACACUAUUAUACUUCAAAACAUUA
Oncorhynchus gorbuscha (pink salmon) is the source of this 1588-nucleotide messenger RNA. RefSeq lists its product as uncharacterized. The coding region runs from base 29 to 790 and encodes 253 amino acids. Lineage: Eukaryota; Metazoa; Chordata; Actinopteri; Salmoniformes; Salmonidae. The record is from RefSeq and is a predicted model, not a curated record. Gene Ontology annotation, biological process: response to bacterium. The transcript has 6 exons.